GACGUUUUGGCUCGUGCGUGAUCAUCAGCGCAGAAUGAUUGGCAUCAUCAGCAGAAACUGCUUUUACCGCCAAAACGAUCUAGUUGCUAUCGUUAGAAAGUGCGGAUUUUUGGGCGUAUCAAGUUCUAAGUUAAUAAAUAGUUCUCCCAAUAUGUCUAUAAUUCAAAAAAGAGGAGCCCUAAUAGUUUUGGAAGGCUGCGACCGUGCGGGCAAAACUACGCAAUGCAAAAGGAUCGUGGAAUCCCUCAACAGCGCCGGACACAAAGCCAAAUUCAUGAACUUCCCGGACAGGUCAACGCAGUUUGGGGCCUUGAUUAAUUCCUACCUGACCAGCAAGGACAAUUUUACCGACGAGGGAAUUCAUCUGCUUUUCACACUGAACCGAUGGGAGGCCAAAAACGAAAUGGAACGUCUGCUGCGGAGUGGCGUCACGUUGAUCGUAGAUCGAUACUCCUAUUCCGGAGUGGCAUUCAGUGCGGCCAAGGGAUUGAACAUGGACUGGUGCAAAGCGCCGGAAACCGGUCUGCCAAAGCCGGAUCUUGUUCUGCUACUCACGUUGACGGCGGAAGCGAUGGCCAAACGCGGAGGAUUUGGCCAAGAGCGAUACGAAGUUCCAGAACUGCAGAAAAAGGUGAUGGAGAAAUUUCAAACCCUGAAGGACGAUAGCUACUGGAAGGUGGUGGAUGCGGAUAAGAAAGAAGACGCGCUAUCUUUGGAGCUUUGCGAGAUGGUUUUGGACUCGAUGGAAUCGUGCAGCGAUAAGCCAUUGGGAAAGCUUUGGUAACAUUGGUUAACUAGUUCAAUUUAAAUCUCUACCAUGAUGAAUAUGAUUCCGGUAUUUACCUACAUUAAGGAUAGAUAAGUUAAAACAAGAAAGAAUAUAUUUUGACAUACAUUUUCUA
This is a messenger RNA of Aedes aegypti (yellow fever mosquito), 902 nucleotides long. RefSeq names its product thymidylate kinase. Gene Ontology annotation, biological process: dTDP biosynthetic process; dUDP biosynthetic process; dTTP biosynthetic process. The coding region runs from base 35 to 784 and encodes 249 amino acids. NCBI's taxonomy places the organism in Eukaryota, Metazoa, Arthropoda, Insecta, Diptera, Culicidae. Gene Ontology annotation, molecular function: dTMP kinase activity; ATP binding. Gene Ontology annotation, cellular component: mitochondrion; nucleus; cytosol. The transcript has 2 exons. The record is from RefSeq and is a predicted model, not a curated record.